AUGGCUCAAUUCAUACCCCGCACCAGAGAAACUAUAAUAAAAAACUGGCACAAGCCAUCUCCUACUCUCUUCUCAAAUCACAAAUCCAAACCCGACAUACAAACAAUUCUUUCCCUCUGCAAAGAACACGGUCUUGCACAUCAAUCCCUCACCGGCUCGCGAAUCCUCAUCGUCGGUAUGCCUAAUGUUGGUAAAUCUUCUUUGCUAAAUGCUUUACGUAUGGCUGGUGUCAAUCGAGGUAAAGCUGCAUUUACAGGUGCUCAACCGGGUAUUACGAGGAAAAUCGCAUCGGGGGUUAAGAUUGUAGAUCCAGAUCCGGAAGCAGGAACGGAGGGUGUGUAUUUGGUUGAUACUCCUGGUGUUUUCGUGCCGUUUGUACCGGAUACGGAUAGUAUGUUAAAAUUGGCAUUGGUGGGAAGUGUGAAGGACACUAUCAUUGCGCCAACAACUUUGGCGGAUUAUUUAUUAUUUCAUAUUAAUCUGAAGGUGGGAGGGGGUGUAUAUAAAGAAUACUGUGGGGAAACGAAUGAUAUUGUGGAAUUUUUAGAGGCGGUUUGUCGGAAAACGGGGAGAUUGGGUAAGGGAGGCGUGCCGGAUGUGGAGGCUGCGGCUCUCUGGGUUAUUCAGAGGUGGAGGCAGGGAAAUCUGGGAAAGUUUGUCUUGGAUGAGGUAGAGGUGGAUGGAUUGGAAAAGAAGGUUAUGGAGGAGGUCAGGAUGAGUGUUAGUCAAGCGAGAAAACAGGCGAAAGAUACUCAAAGAAUGAGAGCCAAGACGAGGAGGACGGAUUCAGUGGGUUGA
Molecule: messenger RNA, 798 nt
Organism: Sclerotinia sclerotiorum 1980 UF-70
Lineage: Eukaryota; Fungi; Ascomycota; Leotiomycetes; Helotiales; Sclerotiniaceae
Exons: 2
Coding region: 1-798 (265 amino acids)
Cellular component (GO): mitochondrion
Molecular function (GO): GTP binding; GTPase activity
Source: RefSeq, a predicted model, not a curated record